This is a messenger RNA of Oreochromis niloticus (Nile tilapia), 1565 nucleotides long. It is a transcript of the gene f8a, whose product is annotated as coagulation factor VIII associated. Gene Ontology annotation, cellular component: early endosome. The record is from RefSeq and is a predicted model, not a curated record. Gene Ontology annotation, molecular function: protein binding. Gene Ontology annotation, biological process: vesicle cytoskeletal trafficking. Lineage: Eukaryota; Metazoa; Chordata; Actinopteri; Cichliformes; Cichlidae. Bases 103 to 1056 code for a protein of 317 amino acids. The transcript has 12 exons.
CAUGUCAUGCGCCACGCCAUUGCCGACGCCGACCAAUAAGAUCGAGAGUUGAGGCUGCUGUCAGUUGGACUUCCUGGUGUAGUUUGUUUGCCUGCAUUGAUCAUGGCUGCGGAGGGCGAUUUUCUGGCGAGAUACCGAGCUGUGUCAAAUAAACUGAAAAAGCGUUUUCUUCGGAAGCCCAAUGUGGCGGAGGCAAGUGAGCAAUUUGGUCAGCUGGCAAAGGAGCUGAAGCAGCAGGACUGCCUUCAGUAUGCUGCCUUCUGUAACCUGGCCAUGGCUCGGUGUGAGCAGACUCUCUUUAAUGCUCCUGGAGAGGCACUGGCAUUAACUGACGCUGCUCGCCUCUUCCUCUCAUCUGAGAAGGAGAACAGGGCACUGCAGGCUCCAGGCUUUGAUGAACACCUCCAGGCUGCACUCAACUGCUACAGCUUCGCCAUUAAGGUGUAUAUUGAGAUGAACCAGCCUGUGAUGGCAGCCAGCCUGUGUUUGGAACUUGGCAACGCGCUCAAGGAGAUGAAUAGACCAGGAGAGGCUAUUGUUCAUUAUCAGAGGGCUGCAGAGUUACAGACGCAAACACCCAUCGAAGCUUUGCUGUCGAUGGGAGAAAUGGCCACGUGUAAAAUCCUCACCCGUGAUUAUGACGGUGCUUUGUCAGUGUUCACAGAGAUGCAGCUGAUCUGUCAGGAGAAAGGACUGCAGCUACCAGGCUCCAUCACCCCUGUUGGUGCCUUUUUGGACAUUGUGGCAAAAUGUGAGAUAUCCAGGGUGCUUCUGCUCAUGUUGCUUGAGCCUCCACCUCAGAAGUUGUUACCAGAACACGCCCAGACCCUGGAGAGAUACGCGUGGGAGUCCUUUGAUCCUCACAGCCAAUUGACCUUCCUGCCUGAGAAUGUUUUCCUGCUCCUGCAGUCCGUAGUGAUGGCGUGUCAGGAGAAAGACACAGAGUCUCUAAAGUCUCUUCAGACUGAGUUAUGGCCGUUUCUGACAGCUGAGCAGAACCAUCUUCUCCACCUGGUGGUUCAGGAGCGCAUCACACCGUCUGGUCAAGGCAUUUAAUACAGUCCAGUUUUUAUUCGCUUCCUCUGGGAACGAUACUUUAUAUAAUGGAACAUUCCUGUUUCUGAAUGGGUCUGUUGUAAGGCCCAAAGAAGGGUUGUUUUCAAAACUCCAGUGUUGUAACUUGGUGCUUAUUCAGUCACGUAGGUUUGGAAAUCAAACUGCACUAUCUUUAUGUUGUCCUCAGAUGUGCAGAUUGCUGUUGCUAGGAAUCCUUAGCUAAAAAUGUUGUGUGUUUGUAUCUGAGUGGAGACUAUCAAACUGGACUACCACAUAUGUAUUAUGGAAAAGUGACUUGUAGACUUGUGACUUCAAAUGUAGAAGAACUUAUUGUGUUUACAGCUGGUUAGUAGAUUAAACACGAAUACUUUGUGUUAUCAUUUUUAUUAAUAAAUGACAUAACAUGGCUUAAAUUCCAAUAUAACAAAAUCUUCUGCAUAGUUCUGUAAUAUGGUGCAAUGACACCUCUGUCCUCCAUCCCUGGGUCACUUAAUUUUCACUUGUACAAA